Molecule: messenger RNA, 1178 nt
Organism: Elaeis guineensis (African oil palm)
Lineage: Eukaryota; Viridiplantae; Streptophyta; Magnoliopsida; Arecales; Arecaceae
Source: RefSeq, a predicted model, not a curated record
CUUUAUCACGCCCGCACUCGUCCAUUUGUCGCUUCUCUCGUUCGUUUGGCCCUCUUCUUUCGAUCCGCCUCUGUUCGUCCAGAGAGGAGAACCAAAGGAGAAGCAAAACCCUAGCCUUUUCUUCUUCGUUCCCCUCACCGAGAGACCAAGAAUGGCCGACGCCUACUGGAGGUACAGCGACCCACGCCACCAGGCCGCAGCCAUGGCCGCUCCCACGGCUCCCCUGAAGCGCCCUCGCGCCGAUUACGCCGAUAUACCUGGUGGUCCGGAAGUGCUUGGUUAUUAUUCUCGUGAUGAAGAAAGGACAGGGCACCGUACAAUCAGAGAUACUGAAUCAAUUGCAGCUUCCUAUGAUCGUUACUUACGCAAUGGGGUAUCUUUUGGUGCUGGAGAAUCAGUCAGGACUGUGGCUGGAGGAAUGACUGGUCAUCCUGUUGAUGAUCGGCGUAUGAUGGGUGUUGGGGGAAUGGAUGGCCGGACUGUUGGAUAUGGUGGUGGAAGGCCUGAACCUCCUCUUGGAGGAAUGGAUGGCCGGAGUGUUGGAUAUGGCGGUGGAAGGCCAGAACCUCCUCUUCCUCAGGAUGCCUCAAACACAUUAUUUGUGGAGGGCCUCCCUGCAAACUGCACACGCAGGGAAGUCUCUCAUAUUUUCCGCCCUUUUGUAGGUUUUCGAGAGGUGAGACUUGUAAACAAGGAAUCAAGACAUCCUGGAGGAGAUCCACUUGUCUUAUGCUUUGUUGAUUUCUCCACCCCUGCUCAAGCUGCGGUUGCUUUGGAUGCGUUGCAAGGUUAUAAAUUUGACGAGCACGAUCGAGAAUCAGCCAAUUUGAGGCUGCAAUUUGCUCGCUUUCCUGGUCCGAGGUCAUCUGGUGGGCCUCGUGAGGCGUUAAGUUGUGGGGAUUCCCUUUUACAGGUUCGGAAGCUCCUGUGAGCGAGGGACUCGGUAGAUUGCCCUUUUCUGGUUUUCCUGUUCUCUAGAGUACUAUGAACAUAGCUGCGAUAGGCAUCUGAACUUUGAGGUUAUUACAAUGUGAUGUAUCUGUUAUGCGCCUAUAUAACUGUUACAUGAUAUGCUAUUCUGUCUAUGCAGUAAUAACUAAAUAUGAACCAGCUAGACAUUGCGCUCUGUGGAUCGUAUUUAAAACAUCAUCUAAUAUUUUUAUCUGGCAUUAGCUUAG